AUGUCUGAAGUACAAGCAACAUUAGAGUUCUCGGUAGAGCUUCAUAAAUUCCAUAAUGUGGACUUAUUCCAGAGAGGGUACUAUCACGUAAGGGCCUCAUUAAAAGUGUCAUCUAGGACACCACACAAACUGACGGCAACGCUUAUGGGACAAACAGAUGACCCUGGAACGUAUUCUCCCGUGUGUGUAUGAUAAUGUCGUGUACAGCCGGAUCCUCCAGAUCCUCUAUAGGAAUGAAGAUAUCGAUAUCAAUGAUGUCAUGCUGUUCAAAGCCCACCUUUUCCUGGAUGGAGAACGGGUAGAAGAUGCUCUCAGCGAAGUGGAUUUCCAACUGAAGUUAGACCUUCAUUUUACAGACAGCGAGCAGCAACUGAAAGACAUCUCCGCCUCCGCCGUCCCCCUGAUCAGCAGCCGCACUUUAGGUCUUCAUUUCCAUCCGCGAAGAGGUUUGCACCACCAUGUUCCUGUCAUGUUCGACUAUUUCCACUUGUCGGUGAUCUCCGUAACGGUGCACGCUUCACUGCUAGCCUUACAUCAGCCGUUUACCAGUUUUGUCCGUCCGCUAAGAGGAUCCUGGUUGGGAAAAAGUAACCAAGAGUUAGCGAUGGACCAGACAAGCGUUUCUCUUGAGAAUCUGGUUUUUGGAGCUGCUUACUGCAAACCACCAUCUCCAGAGGGAAAUGGCUAUGUGCCAUCAGAGACAUGCAUACAACAUGCCUACAAAUGGCACAAGGAUCUUUGCCAGCUGCUGCUGUCUGCCUACAGUGGGCUUUCCUCCUACUACGCACACUCUUCUGAAAGAAAUCCCUGAUUUAUCCAAGUUGAAAUAGAGGAAAUGAUGCCUGAAAAAACUUUGUCCCAACUCUGCAGCCAACUGCAGUUGUUGGAGAGCCCAGACAGAAUAACCGAGCAGAUCAGCAAGGACCUGGCUUGGCUUUGUUCCCAACUUUUGGUGAUGUGGUCCAAAUUUCUGGAAAUAGUGACACUUCGCCCCGAUGUGACAACCUACCUCAUGCAAGAACAUCACACCCUACGGGUAAGAAGAUUUUCAGAAGCCUUUUUCUACGCUGAAUAUGAAAAACCAGCUGCUCUCACGUUUCAAGAAAAUCUGAUUCAGAGUCACGGUAACUUGUCGUCGGUAGUCAGGAGCUCAGAGUACCUCACCAGCAUGCCUCCUCUACCGGUUGAAUGUCUAGACAUAGAUGGAGACUGGAGUUCUCUUCCCAUCAUUUUUGAAGACAGAUACGUGGAACAUCCCAGGAUAGUUGAAGAAAAGAAAUAUAAAUCUGAGACCAUCCUAGGCAGUAGCAAUAUAAGUGACCAUUUGAUCCAGACUACAACCGUGUAUGAAAAUGCUUCUUUUGAAGAAACCAGUCAAUGUGUCCACAUACCAGAAGACAUCAUCUCAAACAAGAGCCCAGUGCACAGUUACCAGGAACCUUUCCAGAAAACAGAAAGUGUUUCUAAGGUUCUGAAGCUUGGGGCUACAAUUGACCUACAAGAAUCAAUGCCAGAUGGACCUGAAAUAUCUCAUGAGGAUCCACCAGAACAUAAAUCAACAGGUGUAACGUAUAUUGAAGUAAAGCCUAGCACAGUCAACCAGUACAGAGGAGAACCUGUGUUAAUUGUCAAUGGUUCUUUUCCUAGUCAUGGCUCUGCAACAGAAGUAGAGUUUAACCUCAUGGAGGCUGCUCUUGGGUUGGGUGGGUUGACUAAAGAGAGUUUAGAAUCUGAAAGCAUAGCAAUGCAUGAUGCAGGAGAUUUUAAAAAUGGGCAAAGCCUUAAUAAGAGGAGAUUACACCAAGGUAUGCACAUUCUGUCCAAAAGUAAUAGUACAGAAUUGAUAGGUAAAUCUUUGAAGAAGGCACUUGUAGCAAAUUCUUUUCCUAGUGAUAAGCUUGACCAUUUUUCAUUGUGUUCAGAUGUGAUCAAGCGGUCAUCAUCUUUGAUAUCUGACUCGGGAAUAGAGAGCGAGCCAAGCUCUGUAGCUUGGUGUGAUACCCGCUCUAGGACAGUAGACCCAGGCAGCGAUAAGCAGCUUUUACAGCAGUUAUCUGGAAAGUAUGAUAUGCAUCGAAACUCACUGGAGGGAGUACAGACAGAGAGUAACACGAGCUUACCAAGUGGCAUUCAAGCUUCAUUGACUUCCAUUAACUCCUUGCCAUUUGAAGAGGAGGAAAGAGAGGUGGAACUUUCAAAACUAACUAAAUCUGUUUCUGCGCCACAAAUCAGUAGCCCCGAGGAAAUAGCAAAUGAAAUGACUGUGGUAAAAGCGGAGACUGAUGAGGACAACCAAGACAACACUUUGGUCAACGUCAAUGAUGCUGCUAGGACUGAAUGUGUAAUGACCACAGAAAUGUGUAGUGAGGGAUAUUCUCACAGUGUAACUGUUGAGUCUUCAUACACCAAACCCGUAGUUGAUCGUUCCAUGUCAAAUUCCAUCAGCAGUUUAGAGAAUUUGUUCUCUGAAUCUGACAAAGUCAUGCUAGAUGGUGACGAUCCCUAUGGACGAACUUUGAUGUGCAAUUUAAAUAUUCAGGAAGAUGAAUGUUUUUCAGAUUGUCUGAGCCAAAGGCCUGGAAAGCUGGACUCAACAACAUUUUCAUUAGAAAUGUUGAUAGAGGAUGACGCGUCACAAGCCCGUUUCUCCAAUUUGCCCGAAACUAAUGAGGCCAUGGAAGAGUAUCCAUAUUUGCAAGAGAUUGAACUCACUGAAGAUUCCAGUAGUGAACAAUUACUUGAUAAUUACUCUGGCUCAGAUCAGGAAUUGUUAGACAUGGACUCCAAUCAUAAAUUGAGCAAAAACGUGUGCACUUCUCCAUCGCAAUCAAGCUCAAGUUCAACCACAGUUUUGGCCCCAGAUGGAAGGCGAGGUGUGGAUAUGGUUAACCUCUCUGUUUCUUGUACAGCAACAUGCUUGCCUUUUUCUUCAAUACAAAAGGACACUCCAGUUAUUCCUGGCUUUUCAAGCAAACAAGCGCUGUUCCCGAUAACAAGGCAACCGCUGGGAUCUUUUGGGGUUAUUUCAGGGAAUUCUUCAGAUAACGAUGAAGAAGUUAAUGAACGAAUGCUUAGUUUUCACCAGGCUAAAGAAAAAUUUAUAGAAGACCUGAAAUUUGAAGGUUUCAUGUACAGUGACCUCCCCAUAUUGGCCUCAGACCUUCCUUAUUUCCCACCAGAAGAGGAGCACUUGGAAGAUGGCAUCCAUCUUGUGAUCUGUGUGCAUGGGCUGGAUGGUAACAGCGCAGAUCUUCGAUUGGUCAAAACGUUUCUUGAGCUGGGUCUACCGAGGUCAAAUCUGGACUUCCUUAUGUCUGAAAAAAAUCAGAAUGACACGUUUGCCGACUUUGAUGCAAUGACUGACAGGCUGAUUGAUGAGAUUAUCCAGCACAUACAGCUAUAUAACCUCUCAAUCUCCAGGAUAAGUUUUAUUGGGCAUUCGCUGGGAAACAUCAUCAUCCGAUCGGUGCUCACCCGCCCUCGAUUCCGAUAUUAUCUGAACAAGUUGCACACCUUCCUUUCCCUUUCUGGACCCCACCUGGGGACUCUCUAUAGUAACAGCACUUUGGUCAGUACAGGCUUGUGGCUGAUGCAAAAGCUGAAGAAGUCCGGCUCACUGCUACAGUUUGACGUUCAGGGACAAACGCUGAUCUGCAAAAAUCUUUCCUGUAUCAGCUCAGCCAGAAACCAAGUCUUCAGUACUUUAAAAAUGUUGUUUUGGUGGCAUCUCCCCAAGAUCGGUAUGUUCCGUUUCACUCAGCAAGAAUUGAAAUGUGCAAAAACGCCAUUAAGGACAAGCAUACAGGUCCUAUCUACACCGAAAUGAUAAACAAUCUGCUACAGCCGGUAAUAGACUCCAAGGACUGCACUCUGAUCAGGCACAACGUUUUUCAUGCCCUUCCAAACACAGCCAACACUCUGAUUGGACGAGCCGCUCACAUUGCUGUGCUGGACUCCGAGCUCUUUUUGGAAAAGUUUUUCCUCGUGGCUGGCCUGAGCUACUUCAAAUAG
Messenger RNA from Staurois parvus, 4011 nucleotides. The record is from the annotation of a GenBank genome assembly. Lineage: Eukaryota; Metazoa; Chordata; Amphibia; Anura; Ranidae.